CUCAUAGUAGCUUCGAAAAAACACUGAUAGACACAACAAGAAAAUACAGUAAACAGCCAGAAAAGUAAAUCAAAUGAAGCAGCAGCAAAAACGUGCAUAGCCAGACUUUUUCCACUGCUAAACAAAUCCACAUAUUAUACAUAUUUCAAAAAUACAAAACUGUUUCACGAAGAAUUCUAUGCUACUGACGUUAUAUUUUUUAAACUACUAAAAAAAAAACAAAAUAAAAUUUAAAAAUUAAAUUUUGCCAUCAAACAAAUGCAACGGACCAACGCCAUUUAAGUGAUACAAACAAAACAAAUAAAAGUUUAAACAACAUAAGUGCUGUGAUUUCCACUACAAAACAACAACAACAACCAACCAACCAACAACAAAUGUUAAUUUAAACUGCAACAACAAGAUAAAGAAGAAGAAAAAGCAAUCAGCAAGAAAACAAACAGCAAAUUGUGAUAACUUAAAUAAUCUUAAAUUAAUUAAAUUGUAAAAGUGAUAUAAAAACCAGAAGGCAAAUACACAAAAAGCCGUCGGAAAAUUGCGAGCGAGCGAACGAACGAACGACUUUCGAUUCGAUUCGACUUUCCACACCACAAAAAAAAACCAAUGAAAAUGGAUGUUAUUCCUGUGCAAAGUAUCUACGGUAGUGUGCGAGGAUCAAACAAAACUAAAGAUUGGACCAGCACACUGACACCGCCCGUUACCGUCGAAGCGGCCGUGGCCGUUAUGCCCAAAAAGUCCAAGACCAUUGGGGGCAGCAAUAGCAAUAGCAAUAGUAAUGCCACAGCGACAGCUACCAGUAUUAAGCACAAACAGCCGGCGGGCAGCAGCAACAAUAAUGUUGGCCAAAGUCAGAGCAAGAAGACAAAGCCCAGUGGCAGCUACAAUAGCAACUACUAUUAUGCCGAUGAGGAGGAGGGUGGCAUCAACAGCAGUAAUAGCAAUAGCAACAACUAUUAUUCAUUAAAUUAUGAUAUGAAGGCCGUUGAUAAUCUGUCGUUGCGUUUGCUCGAUGAACUGAGGGCGGCCAAAUCGCGUCAUUUGACCUGUACGGAAGUGUCGCUACCCUGUGAUCUCACGCCGAGCGUGGCCCGGGAAAUAAUCCGUGUGUCGGAGAAGGAGCCAUGCGGCAUUCGUGGCUGCACCAUUUACAUUGAAUUCGAGGAUGAGCCAAAGAAUUCAAGGCGCAUUGCCUCGAUCAAAAUCGAUCCCGAUACGGUGUCCACCUUUGAAGUAUACUUGACCCUCAGGCAGGAUCAUCGCGGCUGGACGUCACUGUUGCCGCAAUUCAUGAAGAGUUUGGCCCGCACGAUCACCAUCAGUCCGGAGUAUACGAUCACCAAGAAUAAGUUAUAUUCCGCCGAUGGUUUGGGUGCACGUCGUAGCUAUAGCUUCGGCAGCCAUGCCCAUAGCCCCAGUGCGGCAAUUGCAACGCCCACAAAUUAAUAAUGGUGAUCCAGCAAGAUCUGUCAGAUUAUAUUGGUAUAUAUAGUCUGCAAGAAACAAAUUAUAAAGAAAAAAUAAAAAAACACCACCCCUGUGAUGAUCGAGAGCAGUAGUUUGUUGCAGUUGAAGAGCAACAACGAAGCAAGUAUUCGAAGCCACCCCACCUACACCACAUACAAACACACACACACAAACACACCUAAAACACACAUACACAUUAGGGUACGCCAACCACACUCUCAUACUAAUACUAUAUAUUAUAUAUGGGACCGUAAGGCCCGAUUUUUGUAAUUGUGACUCUCACCACCAUUUUACUUAGAUGCGUAGUGCUAUAACAAAUAACUAGAGUUUUAAGUUGUUUCUCCUUUUUCAAAAACUGCAAAAGCAAGAAAAACAAAAAAAGGCAAGAGAAGAGCGGAAGAAAAGUUUAAAGAAAAACAAAUUACAAAAAAAAAAAAAAAAAAAAACUAAAAGAAAAACCAACAUGAAAUUCAAAGACGGCAGCCCCACGAUUGAUAACCAGAAAAUCAUAUUUCUGGGGCCUUCGCUUUGGGGCUCGCCGGUCGACAACUCAUGAAUAUGUGAUACUGUUUAAGAUGCUAAGAGUCUCUUGCCGGAUAGACCAAAGUCCGGCAAAGGACGUUGAUAAAAAAUUACACAUUACACAAACAUAAACACACACAUACACACACACACCCCAUACAACACUUACACACAACAAAAGAACAGAUUUUUUUAAAAAUUGUAUGCUAUAUAGUAAUAAACAAACAAACAAACAAACAAACCAACAAAACAAACAAACUUGAUCUUGGUAAAUUUAAAAUUUAACUUUAAAACUGAGAAGAGAGGCCUCUCGAAAUGCGUCAGAGGAGGCGGCGAGGCGGAGGCAGUCGUAGGAUGAUGAACACACGCUCCAAUUUUAGUUAGACGCAGCUUGCUGCAAUAAAAAUUUUUUAAAUUAUUAAUUAAUAUUAAUUAAAACCAACAAAUUUUAGGAUUUUAACAAAUUUUUAUAUAUUAUUAAAUGUAUAGCGCGUACUACACAAAAAACAAAAAAAAAAAAUCCACAACAAAAACAUAAAAAUGAGAAUAAAUUAAACAUUAAAAGAAAAACAAAAACAAAAAUCAAGCGUAAAAUUUAAGGCAAUGAAUAUCUCAGUAAAUGUGAAAGCGUAAAAAAUUUGUAAAAUUUUUUUGUCUGUGUAAAACUCCCAAAUGCGAUAUAAAAAAAAAAAACUUUAACAUAAAAAACAUAACUUAAAUGUAGAGCAGCGAAAACAAAAUCAAUAAAUCGUCAAAUAAAAUGUGAAAAAAUUUAAUUAAAUGCAAUGCGAUAUAAUUUGUAAAAAUUACAAUUAACGUAAAGAGGAAAACUUAAUGUUCUCACAAAUACAAAAAACACACACCAUCCACACACACACACACACACAUAUACACACGAAAGUAUCUAUUACCAGCAAAAAGUAUCUAUCAAAGCGAAAAGAAAAAACUAUUUAUUACAAAAACCAGAGAGAGAGAAAGAAAGAAAUAAACAAGCAAAAUACGAAAAAAAUA
Messenger RNA from Drosophila eugracilis, 2994 nucleotides. RefSeq names its product protein scylla. Gene Ontology annotation, biological process: apoptotic process; negative regulation of signal transduction; regulation of TOR signaling. Lineage: Eukaryota; Metazoa; Arthropoda; Insecta; Diptera; Drosophilidae. Gene Ontology annotation, cellular component: cytoplasm. The transcript is spliced from 2 exons. Bases 601 to 1440 code for a protein of 279 amino acids. The record is from RefSeq and is a predicted model, not a curated record.